AUGACGGGCCAGGUGAACCCAGCAAGCGAGAAGGAGUACGUCCAUGUCACUGGGGUCAACGGCAUCGACCGUCAUGACCACCACGGUCAUGAGCAUCACCACCACCGCCGGCCCGACCCUCAUUGGAAUCCCAUGAAGAACCUCCAUAAGGGUGACGAGCCUAGGCUUCCCGCCUUCGGUGGUGAGUUCCAGCCUGGUCUCUGGCGGCCGAUCGAGCACCGCAAGUUUGCCAACCCGGCGCCUCUGGGGCUGUCGGCUUUUGCCCUGACCACCUUUGUGUUGUCGUGCGUCAACCUAAACGCGCGGCAUGUCAACAUUCCCAACAUCGCCGUCCCUCUGGCAUUCGGCUAUGGUGGUCUCGUCCAGCUUCUAGCUGGCAUGUGGGAAAUGGCCGUUGGCAACACUUUCGGUGCCACUGCCCUCUCGUCUUACGGUGGUUUCUGGAUCGCGUACGGCAUCAUGCUCACUCCCAACUGGAACAUUGUUGGCGCCGGCGGACCGUAUCAGACCGACGCUGCUAAGGCGAUUGACCCUCGCAUGACAGACUCUGCGCUCGGCUUCUUCCUGACAGGCUGGUUCAUCUUCACGACCAUCCUGCUUCUGUGCACGCUGCGCUCGACCGUCAUGUUCUUCCUGCUCUUUUUUUCUCUCGACCUCUGCUUCCUCAUGCUCGCCUGCAGUCAUUACGCCGCCAACAACGGCGUUGAGACCGCUGCUCACAAGCUCACCCAGGCCGGUGGUGGCUUUGGCAUGGUGGCAGCUUUCCUCGCGUGGUACAAUGCCUUCGCCGGUAUCGCCGACAGCAGCAACUCGUUCUUCCUCGUUCCCGUCUUCCACUUCCCUUGGUCGGAGAAGGGCCGCGAGGAGAGGCUCGCCCGGACGGCUACCCGCACGGAGGAGGAGGAUGGCAAGGGUUCGGCUUAA
Thermochaetoides thermophila DSM 1495 is the source of this 924-nucleotide messenger RNA. RefSeq lists its product as uncharacterized. Gene Ontology annotation, cellular component: plasma membrane. Gene Ontology annotation, molecular function: acetate transmembrane transporter activity. Bases 1 to 924 code for a protein of 307 amino acids. The transcript is spliced from 3 exons. The record is from RefSeq and is a predicted model, not a curated record. Lineage: Eukaryota; Fungi; Ascomycota; Sordariomycetes; Sordariales; Chaetomiaceae.